CCUCACUUGUACUCUGUCAAGCUACCAUUACAUUUCCUUCAACCCGGCUCUAAUGAAGAAACUUUGGCCGAUACUUCGCUCACCAUCACUGGCAUGCUGGUCCAUGCUUCUACACCUUUACCUGCUAGCGUCGGUCAAGCAGAAUCGCAAAAUGUUCUAUGGAAAGGCAGUGCAGGUAUUGUGAGCGUUUAUGGGGCAGGAAGUGGAAGAAUAAAGGUAAAAUCGCCUCAACCAACAAUCGUUUCCCAUUCCACUGAACCUGCUUUACCAUCAGAUCAAGUGACAAAAUCUGGCUCAACCAUCACAUACGGUCCUUUCAGCUCCAUUCCUUCUCUAUUGAAGUCUGGAAGUCAUAGUGUUGCACCUGAAGCAAGGGUACAUUACCUUCACAAUUCUCCCAUUCUCACAAUCGUUGAGGCAGAUCGAAAAGUGAAGAUCUCUCACUGGAAGAACAGAUUGGAGGUAGAAGAUAAGCUAUGGCUUCGUAAUGAUGGUGCAAAACUUAAAGGACAUUUCUCGCGUGUGCAACAUCAAUUGAAUGCUCUGGUCCAAAAGGCAAAAACAAACACUUUGAGCAACAUUGUGAUGCAAUUGCCUCCUGGUGUGGACGGUGCUUAUUUCAUUGAUGAAUCGGGUAAUGUAUCCACUUCCCAGUUCCGUCCCAAGCCUCCUUCUCCAUCUCAUGUGGAUACGCCCCCACACCUUUUGACGCCUUUGAAAGCUUCCAUUUUGGACGUCAGACCUCGUUAUUCGUUGUUGGGAGGAUGGAACUAUACAUGCAGUAUCGGCUGGUACGUCAAAUUGACCGAUGGAUGGCUAAAAACCCAUGAAACAGCAGAAAGAAGAUUUAUCACGCAUAUUCCCUUCUUAGCUGCUGUCAAGGAUACGGCAAUCGAUGAUGCUACUUUACGAAUCAUCUUCCCUGAAGGUUCAAAGGAUAUCUCUUUCAAGGUUCCAUUUGCCGUUGAUGUGGAAAAUGAACGUUCAUGGAGCUUUUUGGAUACGAUUGGUAAGCCUGUUUUGAAAUUACACAAGAAACGAUGCAGUGAAAGACACGGUGGAAUGGUUACAGUGGAGUAU
Meira miltonrushii is the source of this 1080-nucleotide messenger RNA. RefSeq lists its product as uncharacterized. The transcript has a single exon. Gene Ontology annotation, cellular component: oligosaccharyltransferase complex; membrane. The annotation marks the transcript as partial. The record is from RefSeq and is a predicted model, not a curated record. NCBI's taxonomy places the organism in Eukaryota, Fungi, Basidiomycota, Exobasidiomycetes, Exobasidiales, Brachybasidiaceae.